AUGUCUACCCGCAUUGAUUUGUCUGCAGGGUGGCCAAACCCCACGCUGCUCCCCGCCCCCGAGUUACUCCGCUCCGCCUCAACAGUGCUGACUGACCCCUCCAUUGCCCACCCGGCAUUGGGAUACGGCCCCGAUGAAGGCUAUGAACCUCUACGUGUUCACAUAGCCCAAUGGCUGCAGUCAUUCUAUCAACCUCACCACCCUAUUUUGUCAAAACGGAUUUGCAUCACGGGCGGGGCCAGCCAGAACCUCGCUUGUGUGCUGGCCGUGUUCACCGAUCCUGUGUACACACGGCAUAUUUGGCAGGUCGAUCCUACGUAUUUCCUCGCAGGACGGAUAUUUGACGACGCCGGUUUCUUCGGCCGAGUCAAAUCUGUACCCGAGGAUGACGAAGGCAUUGAUCUGGAAGUCUUGGAGAGUGGGUUACGGGAGGCCGAGAUCAAGGCUACAGCGGAAGGUAACGAUACACCGAGACUGAAACCCCCUCGGCCCUGGCGGAAGAUCUACAAACAUGUUAUUUAUGCUGUCCCCACCUUUGCCAACCCAUCCGGCAAGAUCAUGUCGCUGCAUCACCGGGAGCAACUGAUCCGACUGGCACGGAAGUACGAUGCUCUCGUGGUGACUGACGAUGUUUAUGAUUUUUUACAUUGGUCAUCCACGGGUAGCGAAUUGAUAUCUCCCGACCGUGCAGUCGUCCCACGGCUCGUGGAUGUGGAUCGCUACUUGGAUGGUGGUCCCGUGGAUGAAUGGGGCCACGCAAUAAGCAAUGGUAGUUUUUCAAAGCUAAUCGGGCCAGGCACCCGCACAGGAUGGGCAGAGGCAUCUGAAAAAGUGGCCUUCGGGUUAUCACAAGUAGGCUCGUCUCGGUCCGGUGGAGCACCUUCCCAAAUGACCUCGACCUUGAUCGAUCAACUCCUUGGAUCGGGAUUUCUGGAACAGCACAUUCGUGAUACAUUACAGCCUGCAUAUGCCAAGCGAUAUCAUGAUCUGACAUCUGCCAUUCAGGAACAUCUGGCGCCACUAGGGGUCACUUUUGAGGCGCCGGUCAAUGGCGUGGUGGGCGGAUACUUCAUUUGGCUUACCCUACCAGCUCCACUGCUAGCGGCAGAUAUAGUUCAGCGUUCCGAUCGGGAAGAAAACCUGCGCUUAGCGCCUGGUGAUGCGUUUCAAGUGGCGGGGGACCCCGAGGCAGCAAGUACUCGCUUCAACAACAACCUUCGAUUGUGCUUUGCAUGGGCAGAGCCGCAAGAACUUGCCGAGGGAGUGCGUAGACUUGCGCGCGUCCUGAAACGAUGA
Penicillium odoratum is the source of this 1296-nucleotide messenger RNA. Its product is annotated as aminotransferase-like domain-containing protein. Bases 1 to 1296 code for a protein of 431 amino acids. The record is from RefSeq and is a predicted model, not a curated record. The transcript has 3 exons. Gene Ontology annotation, molecular function: L-2-aminoadipate:2-oxoglutarate transaminase activity; pyridoxal phosphate binding. Gene Ontology annotation, biological process: biosynthetic process. NCBI's taxonomy places the organism in Eukaryota, Fungi, Ascomycota, Eurotiomycetes, Eurotiales, Aspergillaceae.